Molecule: messenger RNA, 3180 nt
Organism: Sorex araneus (European shrew)
Lineage: Eukaryota; Metazoa; Chordata; Mammalia; Eulipotyphla; Soricidae
Gene: CAVIN1
Product: caveolae associated protein 1
Exons: 2
Coding region: 175-1335 (386 amino acids)
Biological process (GO): transcription initiation at RNA polymerase I promoter; termination of RNA polymerase I transcription
Cellular component (GO): cytoplasm; caveola
Molecular function (GO): rRNA primary transcript binding
Source: RefSeq, a predicted model, not a curated record
GAUCCCCCGCCCCGCAGUUCUGGCCGCAGUCCCGGUGCGCACGGACGUGGCUUGAGUUUCCUCCGCUCGCCGCGCUCUGUCGCUCUCUCCCGGAUCGCGCUUCUUCCUCUUUCCCCGGGACUCCCGCGCGCGCCCCAGCUCCACCCGGCCGGCCCCGCACGGCUCCGGGUAGCCAUGGAGGACACCCAGCUCCAUAUCGUCGAGCAGCCCCUGCCCGCGUACUCCGACGCCGGAGACUCCUCGCCCGUGGGGGCGCCGGCCGGUGAGGAGCCGUCCGGGGCCGGCUCGGAGGAGCUGAUCAAGUCGGACCAGGUGAACGGCGUGCUGGUGCUGAGCCUCCUGGACAAAAUCAUCGGCGCCGUCGACCAGAUCCAGCUGACCCAAGCGCAGCUGGAAGAGCGGCAGGCGGAGAUGGAGGGCGCCGUGCAGAGCAUCCAGGGCGAGCUGAGCAAGCUGGGCAAGGCGCACGCCACCACCAGCAACACGGUGAGCAAACUGCUGGAGAAGGUGCGCAAGGUCAGCGUCAACGUGAAGACCGUGCGCGGCAGCCUGGAGCGCCAGGCCGGCCAGAUCAAGAAGCUGGAGGUCAACGAGGCCGAGCUGCUGCGGCGCCGCAACUUUAAAGUCAUGAUCUACCAGGACGAGGUGAAACUGCCGGCCAAACUGAGCAUCAGCAAGUCGCUGAAGGAGUCGGAGACGCUGCCCGAGAAGGAGGGCGACGAGCUGGGCGAGGGCGAGCGGCCGGAGGAGGACGCCGUGGAGCUGUCGUCGGAUGAGGCAGUGGAGGUGGAGGAGGUGAUCGAGGAGUCGCGCGCCGAGCGCAUCAAGCGCAGCGGCCUGCGGCGCGUGGACGACUUCAAGAAGGCCUUCUCCAAGGAGAAGAUGGAGAAGACCAAGGUGCGCACGCGGGAGAACCUGGAGAAGACGCGCCUGAAGACUAAGGAGAACCUGGAGAAGACGCGGCACACGCUGGAGAAGCGCAUGAACAAGCUGGGCACGCGCCUGGUGCCGGCCGAGCGGCGCGAGAAGCUCAAGACCUCCCGGGAGAAGCUGCGCAAGUCCUUCACGCCCGACCACGUGGUGUACGCGCGCUCCAAGAUCGCCGUCUACAAGGUGCCGCCCUUCACCUUCCACGUCAAGAAGAUCCGCGAGGGCGAGGUGGAGGUGCUCAAGGCCACCGAGAUGGUGGAGGUGGGCGCCGACGACGACGACGGCGCCGCCGAGCACGGCGAGGCCGUCGACCUGCUGCGCGGCAGCAGCCCCGACGUGCACGCGCUGCUGGAGAUCACCGAGGAGUCAGACGCCGUGCUGGUGAACAAGAGCGACAGCGACUGAGCCGCGCCCCCGCUGCCUGGUCCUCGCCGCCCCCCCCAACCCCAUUUUCUCUUUUGCCUUCUUGCUCAGCAGCACCCGCCUCCACCCCCCACUUCCCCCCCUCACACACACACUCACCCACCCGCAAAACCCCCGACGGGGGCCCGAGAUAUUUCUACACGGAAUCGGCCCCUCCAAGCCUUGCAGCUGUUGAAACGAGAGGGAGAGGCAGAGCUGGGAGUGAUCCAUGUUCCAGUUGUGCAAGUGGCGGUGGUGGUGAUGGGGGGUCCUAGGGGAUAUGGUUUCCGUAGUGGCACGCCCCCCGCCCAACUUCUCCCUCCCACUCACGCAGCCCAGCUGCUGUCAUUCCUGCUCACUGAGUCCUUUUUUGCUCAUCCUGAUCCCUGGAGGUUUUGCAACAAGAAUGUCCAUAAAAGGAAGGAGAAACCAGAAGAGGGCCCAGGGGCCCUGGGGAGGCCCCAGACUGGAUGCAUGUAAAGCAGAUUUGGGGAGAACCUGGUGGUGGGGAGAACAGAGCAAGCCUCGAGAUGAGCCCUGAGGAAGUGGUGUUUGGGGGAGGGGGCGUUUUUAUUUUGAUGCACCUGAACCUGGGAGUACAAGGCCCUGGGAAGGAGAACGGGAGAACAGAGGGUAGAAAUGGAUGGAGAGAAUUCUUCUUAUUAGCAUGGGGAGAGCACAGGACAGGAAGCACAUCUUUCGGGGCGGGAUCGAUAGCACAGGGGGGUAGAGCUUUAUUUUGCCUUGCACGCGGCCCAUCCCGGUUCUAUCCCUGGCAUCCCAUGUGGUCCCCUCAAAAGCACUGCCAGGAAUAAUUCCUGAGUGCAGAGCCAGCAGUAACCCCUGAGCGUCACCAGGUGCGGCCCCAAAACAAAACAGAAAAAAAAAUUUCUUCUUUACGGGGUUCCCAGAGACAAGACCGUCUUUAAGAGAAGGAAAGACUGGGAGAGAGAGCAAUGGUAGGGAAGAGAGAGGGAAGCCUCGGCCUGAUUUCGCCACUGGGCUUUGGGUGGGGCCGGGCCAGAAGGCCCAUAUUCUUAAGGCCCAGCAGGGGGCAGCACCGGGCUGCAGAGAGCUUGCGGUUAGCGGGGCGGGAGGCCAAUGGACAGGCCACCCAGCUGAGAGCAGGAGGGCGGGAGGAGGAGAGCGAGCCAGCUUCCCUCCCGUAGGAUUUUUUUUUUCCAGAUCCUUCCUUAGUGGUAGCCUUAUAAAGCUGUAGACCGUGCAGAGAUUCCUUCGGCUUCUUAGCCCAUGUGGCUUCCUUUCUCAAAUCUCGGGGGGCCGGAGGGAUGCUGCUUCCAGUCCAGAGGUCUGAUUUCUGAAUCCACCGCCUCCACCUGAGUCCUCCUCGGGACUCCGGCCCCCUUCCUCCCCAAGGUGAUAGAUGCGAGGAGUACCCCGACUCCCCAGAAAAGGUGGACUAAAGGCUUCCUCCCUCCCUCCCCUUUCUCUAGCCUCCUUGCCAGUUCUUCCCUGCGCUGCUUUUUAGAAUUGCAGCUCAUUUUUUUGUUGUUGUUUUAAGGGGUGGCGGGAGGGAGCCUGGUGAUAAACAUUUUUUUUCUUUUUUAAAUAUAACUCAAGGUGUUUCUGUUCCCUCCCAGCCCGCCCCCACCUUCACCCCCAACUCCCACACCAUCCUUUUUCUCUUCUUGAUUCCCAUCUCUUCUGAAUGGUUGAGCACUUGUCAGCGGAGGGAGGAUGAGGAUUGUGGGACAAGGUCCUUUGGUGCUGGUUGGCUGAAGGGUCCUGAGCUGUGGGCUGAGACAGUAUCCUACAGGCGCUGGAGGGGCCCCUCUGAGUUGCUGUGUCCUGGUGAGCAGCCCAACCAAUAAUAAACCUGCUUUUCUA